Molecule: messenger RNA, 1317 nt
Organism: Phragmites australis (common reed)
Lineage: Eukaryota; Viridiplantae; Streptophyta; Magnoliopsida; Poales; Poaceae
Product: thioredoxin-like protein CDSP32, chloroplastic
Exons: 1
Coding region: 125-1054 (309 amino acids)
Molecular function (GO): oxidoreductase activity, acting on a sulfur group of donors, disulfide as acceptor
Source: RefSeq, a predicted model, not a curated record
GGAUAGCCAGCUGCCUCAUCCUAUUUUUGCCUCUCUCCCUCCUUCCCUUCUCAGUCUCUUCAGCAGCACCAAGAUCGGCUCGCUGCCUUCUGUUCUAUCACUAGACUAGCUAAGCACAGCACCAAUGGCCUCCACCGCUACCUUCCUGUCCACCCUCGCCGGUUCCGCGGCCACCGCCAGCCUGAACAGCACCGUGCCGUCCGGCGGCAACAGAGGCAAGGUCGUCAGGUUCUUGCCGGCGUCGUCGGCGCAGAGCAGCCGAAAGCGGCGCGCGGUGCUGUCCCCGCUGAGGGCGGCGGUCUCCGGCACGGAGAAGGCGCAGCCGGCCGCUUCAAAGGGCAAGGGCAAGAGCGAGGACGAGCGCGUGGUGCAGGUGCACAGCAUCGAGGAGUUCGACGGCGCGCUGAAGGCGGCCAAGAACCGUCUGGUGGUGGUGGAGUUCGCGGCGAGCCACAGCGAGAGCAGCAGCCAAAUCUACCCGACUAUGGUGCAGCUGAGCCGCACCUGCGGCGACGUGGACUUCCUGCUGGUGAUGGGCGACGAGUCGGAGGCGACCAAAGAGCUGUGCCGCCGGGAGGGCAUCACGCAGGUGCCCCACUUCUCCUUCUACAAGGGCGCCGAGAAGGUGCACGAGGAGGAAGGGAUCGGCCCCGAGCAGCUCGCCGGCGAUGUGCUCUACUACGGCGACAACCACCAAGCGGUGGUGCAGCUGCACUCGCGGGAGGGCGUGGAGGCGCUCAUCAAUGAGCACCGCGGCGAGGAGGGGAAGCUGGUGGUGCUCGACGUCGGACUCAAGCACUGCGGGCCCUGCGUGAAGGUGUACCCCACCGUGGUGAAGCUAUCGCGGACCAUGGCCGAGUCCACGGUGUUCGCGCGCAUGAACGGCGACGAGAACGACAGCUGCAUGGAGUUCCUCAGGGACAUGGACGUCGUCGAGGUGCCCACCUUCCUCUUCAUCAAGGACGGCAAGAUCGCCGGACGCUACGUAGGCUCCGGCAAGGGGGAGCUCGUCGGCGAGAUCCUCAGAUACAAUGGCGUCAGGGUCACCUACUGAACAACGCUGCAAUGUUACAAUGUUACACAAAGUGAAAUAAUCUAAGAAGUACACACAUGAAUGGAAGGCACAUACCAAGAAAUGUACAAUUACUGCGACAUCCAUCGAUGUUUGGUUGAUGUUUACACUGUUUAUUGUGUAAGAUCAUACUUGUAUGCUAAAUCGCAUGCUGUAGUAAUAGUACAUUUUGGAGUGAUAACAGCUGCUAUUUUGUAACUUCAAUCUUACUGUGAUGAUUGAUCAAGCUUGCUUGUCCGAUUGUA